AUGUUGUUAUUGGCAACUUUCAUAUUUGCAUAUUACACUAUCUGGACAUUCAUAACUCCGUUCCUUGCCGAAGAUAACAUUCUCCAAAACUUUUUUUUGCCUAGAUACUACGCCAUUGCAUUGCCUGUUAUUGCUUUGAUUUUAGGUGUUACUCUAGUGACUACCUUCAUUGGGAUGGUUAUUGUAAAAUCUGCUCAAAAAAAGAAGGGCAAGAAGAAUUAG
Molecule: messenger RNA, 222 nt
Organism: Pichia kudriavzevii
Lineage: Eukaryota; Fungi; Ascomycota; Pichiomycetes; Pichiales; Pichiaceae
Exons: 1
Coding region: 1-222 (73 amino acids)
Biological process (GO): GPI anchor biosynthetic process
Cellular component (GO): dolichol-phosphate-mannose synthase complex; endoplasmic reticulum membrane
Molecular function (GO): enzyme regulator activity
Source: RefSeq, a predicted model, not a curated record